Hydra vulgaris (swiftwater hydra) is the source of this 1032-nucleotide messenger RNA. RefSeq lists its product as uncharacterized. NCBI's taxonomy places the organism in Eukaryota, Metazoa, Cnidaria, Hydrozoa, Anthoathecata, Hydridae. The record is from RefSeq and is a predicted model, not a curated record.
AUGACAAUCUUUAAAAUUGAAUUUACAUCAAAACUAUUCGACUGGUGCCAGGGAUUUUUAAAGAACAGACUUCAAAGAGUGGUGAUAGGAAAUAAUAAAUCAGAAUGGGAAAAGGUUGUGCCGCAAGAAUUAGUACUAGAACCACUAUUAUUUUUAGUGCAUAUUAAGGGUAUCAACAAAAUAAAAUCAAGCUGUAAACUAUUUGCUGACGUCAUAAAAAUCCUUAGAGCAAUAAAAAACGAUAAUGAUGUUAUUGAACUUCAACAAGAUGUAGACUUAUUGAUGGAAUGGUCGAAUGAGUGGUUGAUGAAGUUCAACCAGCAAAAAUGUAAGGUUAUGAUAGUAGGAAAUAGCCAGCACAAAGUUUUAAUGAAUAAUACAGCUUUAGUCUACACAAGCAUGGAAAAGGAUUUAGGAGUGUACAUUUCAGAUGAUUUGGAAUGGAAAUACCAUGUAAAUAAAGCAGUAAAUAAAGCAAAUCAAAAGUUAGCCUUAGUAUGUCCAAAUUUGGAAUACGCAGCUCCCAUCUGGAAUUCUAAUCGUCAGUAUGAUAAAGAUAAGCUAGAGUGUGUCCAACAAAGCCCUUCUAGAAUUAAAAGUUUGAAAGGAUACAGUUCUGAAGAGAGAUUAAAAACGUGGGAUCUACUAUUGUUGGAGAAUAGAAGAAGAAGAGGCCAUUUAAUACAAAUGUUCAAAUAUUUGAAAUGGUACGAUAUCAUAACUUUUUACAAAAAACCCGAAAUGCUAGAUAACGGAUAUAAAACUAGAUGUCACAAUAGUAAACUGAGAAGGCAAUAUACAGAAAAUAUAAAACGACAUAAUUUUUUCACCAAUAGAGUAGUAAACGACUGGAACAAUCUUAAACAAGAAACAACAGACGCAGUCAAUUCUUGCGGAACACCACAGUCAGAUGAUGCAACUGGUUCAACCGCUGUUGCUGAGUCGCCGUCUUUGACAGAGGAGCCUGGACCUUGUUGUUUAAGUCAGUCAUCUUUUCCAUCAAAAAAGGGAAGAAAAUUUAAACAAAGCUGA